AUGUCGAUUUUGCCCUCCCAUUUAAGUUUAAUUGUUGAUAAGAUGCUUGCUACUAAUGACGGGUGCGGUAUUGUUACUGGAACUAUGGUUUCCAAUUUACUAACAAGAACAUCUGAUCAUUCUGCCAUCUUCCUGGCAAUCCGCGAUUAUGGACCAAUGGGAGGUGGGGGAAGGAAAAGUUUUCGUUUUGAAAUGACAUGGCUAUAUGAUGAAGGGUGCAGGACUGUGGUGGCUAAGUCAUGGGGUGAAGGGAGGAAUGAAGGCACAAAAAAUGAUAUUGAACACUGUGGGAAUCAUCUGGCCCAAUGGGGAGGUGACCGCUAUCACAAGUUUGGUGAAAAAAUCACGCAAUUCCGUAGGGAACAGCAGCAUCUGAGAGGGUGCACUGAUUCAGCCUCCCUAGUGGAAUUCCAACUUUUGGAGGAAGCCCUGUGCCGUAUGGAGACCCAGGAGGAUGUGUACUGGAGACAAAGAGCCAAGCAACACUAG
Messenger RNA from Ipomoea nil (Japanese morning glory), 489 nucleotides. RefSeq lists its product as uncharacterized. The record is from RefSeq and is a predicted model, not a curated record. NCBI's taxonomy places the organism in Eukaryota, Viridiplantae, Streptophyta, Magnoliopsida, Solanales, Convolvulaceae. The transcript has a single exon. The coding region runs from base 1 to 489 and encodes 162 amino acids.